Molecule: messenger RNA, 1669 nt
Organism: Cydia splendana
Lineage: Eukaryota; Metazoa; Arthropoda; Insecta; Lepidoptera; Tortricidae
Exons: 2
Coding region: 949-1275 (108 amino acids)
Source: RefSeq, a predicted model, not a curated record
UCAAACAUCCCUCGACUUGAUGACAGCUAAUGUCAUAUUUUCUAAUCUGUGGCAACUUCCUUCUUGCACCAUGACUGGAUAAUGUUAAACGUAGCUCUGUACUAUUUUAAUUAAUUAAAUCAAUAAAACAAGUAUAUAUAAAGAAAAGUAUCUUUAAUUAAGUGGUAACCUGCGCCCCAUAACAAUAUUUCAUUAGUUAUGGGCCCAGACAUCGUAAAUAAACAAGAAAAGGAAAAGUGAAAAUACGGCGUCAUCAGUACAGUACGGGAGAAAAUAAGAGAACCAAGAUGGCGAAAGAAAAUGUGAAUUUUAAUAAUAGAUAUAAUAUUGAACCGUUUAAUGGAGACGGUUUUAACAAUUGGUCGUUUAGGAUAAAAAGUGUUUUAAAGGAAAAUUCGUGCCUAGAGGCAAUAUUAACAGUUACAUAUGCAGAAAAUAAAGCUAACGAGAAAAUGGAAGCGCGUGCACAAGCCAUCUUGAUUGCCGCAGUGGCGGACAGCCACUUAGAAUAUGUGAGAGAAGAGACAGCAUACGCGAUGUUCAAAAAUUUAGAAGAUAAUUUUAAAGACAAAGGAGUAAGAAGCAAAUUAUUUUUAAGAAGACAAUUAAGUGAUAUGAAAUACAAGGACACGACAUCUUUAAAAGAACACCUUACUAAAAUACAAGAAAUAUGCACUCAAUUAGAAGAAGCAGGAUCGGAAUUAAAAGAAGAGGAAAAAAUAAAUUACGUGCUUUUGUCAAUGCCGAAAUCUUAUGAGUCAAUAGUUACAGCUUUAGAAACCAUUGGCGACUUAAAAUUAAAUACAGUUAAAGACAGAUUAUUGGCAGAGGAAGAAAAACAAAAGAAAUUUAAUGAAUAUACAAGUCAAGUACAGUUAAACGCGUUCAAUUGCUUUACAUGCGGCAAACCCGGCCAUAAAAAGUUUCAAUGCAGACAGAGUCAAGGAUAUGGACUUAAUCAAGGACAUGGACGUGGCGGACAGAGUCAAGGAUAUGGAUUUAAUCAAGGACAUGGACGUGGCGGAUGGAGUCAAGGAUAUGGAUUUAAUCAAGGGCAUGGACGAGGCGGAUGGAAUCAAGGAUAUGGAUUUAAUCAAGGACAAGGACGUGGCGGAUGGAACCAGGGAAGAGGCUUUAAUCAAGGACGUGGACAGAGUGGAUCAUACAGAGGAACGGGAUUUAACCAAGGACGCGGUCGUGGCAGCCAAGGGAGAAAUAGAGGUUCGAGCCAAGGACGGAGUACCAACUAUGUCGAAGAUAAUGAUGAAACAAUAGCAUUCUUCUGCGGAAAUAUGUAAGGAAAAAUUUAUUAUCAGUGUCUAAAAUGGAAAGUGUCGGGUUGAGGAUUGAAUUUGCUAAUGGAAAGGUACGAGUAUAUAAACAUAAUUAUUUAAUCAUGAUCGGAAAUAAAGAGGGAACACUAUACUCAGUUGAAUGUAAAAUUAAUGUGAAUUCGUGUCAGUUAACAAACACAGUAGAUACAAAUUUAUGGCACAGACGUUAUUGUCACUUGGGCUCACAAAAUUUAGAUGUACUUGUACGUAGAAAUCUGGUAGAUGGUUUAUCUAAAAUAAAAAAUAAAUUUGUAAAUGACAGUUUAUGUGAAGCAUGUAUUUUAGGGAAAAGUCGUAGACAGCCUUUUAAUAAAAUAGGGACUAGAGCUAAGAAA